AUGGUUUUCGGCCACCGCACGCCCACUAAACGACAACUUCCAGUAAAUAAUAAUAUACCUGACAAUACACCCGACAGUGACGCAACAGACGAAAUACUUACAAUGACAGAAAAACAGUGCACCGCAGGGCUGGAACCACCCGUCGCUAGCUUCUUUUCCCUUUCACCGUCGACAUCAGCUGACACGGCCUCCUCUAAUACAGGCACUGACGGUACCGAAAAACGAACUACGCCUAUAUCGGACACAUCUGAUUCUGAGGCUGUAUUCGGGAAGACCUACAAGUCCAGAGAGACCGAAAUUAGAGGCAUCUUCCAGAAAAUAAAUAUCAAACUAGACAGUGCAAAGAAUUUAAGAACUGACAUAAAGGUAGAAGUGAAGGCAGCAACCAAGAGACUCCAGGAAAUAGUGAAGGACCUACUGAACGAAAGAAAGGAUCAAACAAAGGAUUAUCCGAACCCCACUAGAAGGAAAGAAGAAGAAGAAAAGAAAGAAAAAGCAAAAGAACAAACAGAGAUAGAAGGUAAAGAAGUAAGAAAUAUAAUAAAUAAAAUAGAGGAACAGAAGAAGCUAAUAGAAGAAGGAAAUAGAGAGAUUCAAGAAAUAAAGAAGAUAAUCAAGGAACAGAGGAAGGAAGAGGAAACCACCAGAAGAGAAUUAAAGGAAAGCAUUGAAGAAAGCAGUAGAGUAACAAGCGAACUGAGAUCCUAUGCUAGCGUAGUGGCAACAGGAAUCAGACCUGGAGAUAGAGAACGUGCACCAUCACAGAAUAACCAGGCAGCAGCUAAACACGCUAUUAUAAUCACCUCAAAUGGAACGGAAACAAGUGGAGAGAUAAUAGAAAGGAUAAGAACAACGGUAAAUGCAAAGACUACAGGAGUAAGAGUGGACAGGAUAAGAAAGGCAAGAGACCAGAAAGUAGUUCUAGGGUGCGAAACAGAGGAGGAACUGGAAAGGGUAAAGGAGAGACUAAAACUUGAUAGUAAACUACGAGUGGAAAAGGCGGUGAACAAGGAUCCUCUAGUUAUUCUAAGGGAUGUACUAUGUGUUAAUACGGAUGAGGAGAUUAUAACAGCGUUAAAGCUACAAAAUAAGAACCUUAUGAGCGAAAUGGAAAAAGAGGAAGAAGAAAGGAUUAGCAUAAGAUACAGAAGGAAAACAAGAAACCCGCACACCAAUCACAUCAUCUUACAGCGUACUGCUAAGGUUCUCUCUAAAGUUGUAACGGAUGAUCGCAUCGGGCAGCACCUGAUCGUACAAGCGAACUUGCAGAGAAAGGACGCCGCAACCAGCGAACUAAUCAUGGAGGGCCAGAGGAGAAAGGCUACGGCGGCGCUGGUUCAAGAGCCUUACAUUGGCAAGGAAGGUAGAAUGAAGGCGUACAGGGGCACCAGAAUAUUCCAGUGCGCGGGAAAAACCGAGAAGGUCGUCAAAGCGGCAAUCGUGCUGUUUGACACAAACACCGACGCAACACUGUGUCCUGACCUCACCACACCCAACAUCGUUGUGGUAAAGGUGAAAACCGACGCACGGGAUGUGUUCCUGGUCUCAUUCUACUUUGAGCCCGCGCCAACGCCGAUAGAUCCCUAUCUCGAUGACCUGAGGAAAGUAAGGCGAGCCGUAGGUCCAAGAGUGGUAUUCGCUGGAGACGCAAAUGCCAAAAACAAUCUUUGGGGAGGAGAAAUUACGGACAGGAGAGGGGAGGAUCUGAUGGCUACCUGCGCAGAGAUGGGAGUGUAUGUGUUAAACGAGGGAACAACUCCAACGUUCGACACAUAUAGAGGCGGAAGGAACUUCAGCAGCUUUGUCGAUCUAACAUUUUGUACGGCAGAUCUUCUUGGAUUCAUAGAGGGAUGGGAGGUCGAUGAAGGCAUAACCAGUUCGGACCAUAAUGGUAUAGUGUUUAAACUAAGGAACACAAAACUGAGUGGGGUAGAAAUAGAAAGAACAACAAGAGUAUACAACACGAGGAAGGCUCACUGGACCAAUUUUCGAGAAAAAAUCAGCCAAAUGCUAGAAGAAAGUGAUAUAAACAAAGAAAAGAUGGACAGGAUAAGAACAGAAGAAGAAAUAGACAGAACAGUAUAUAAAUAUAUAGAAAUCAUAAAACAAGCCAGUGAUGAGAAUAUACCUAAAAUAAGAAAUAAAUCUAUACUUACCAUUUCAUGGUGGACGGAGGAACUGGCAUCUCUAAAGAAAGAACUUAGAACCAAGAAACGAAGAAUAAGAUGCGCAGCGCAAACCCGGAGAGCGGAGGUUGUGAAUGAAUACCUGAAACUAAAAGAAAAAUAUGAGAAGGGAAUAGAGGAAGCAAAGCUGGAAAGUUGGAAGGAAUUCUGUGGGAAACAAAGCAGGGAAGGAAUGUGGGAGGGAAUAUAUAGGGUCAUAAAUAGAACAACAAUAAGGAGGGAAGAUAUGCCUAUGGUGAGAGAAGGGAGGGUGCUGGAAAUGGAAGAAUCCGCUGAGUAUCUUGUGCAGACUUUCUUUCCCGACGAUGUCGAAGAGGACGACAGUGAGGCGCACAGGGACAUCAGGGCAAAAGCGGAAGCAAUAAACGAGGGAGUAAAAGACACAUACGACCCCCCUUUCACAGAGGGAGAGCUCAAACUAGUCCUGGAGUCCUUUAACCCAAAGAAAGCCCCAGGCCUGGAUGGCCUGACCUUCGAUAUCUGCCGGGCCGCCAUCUUUGUCGCUCCGCACGUAUUUCUGGCACUCGUCAAUAAGUGUUUGGAGAUCGGAUAUUUUCCCACCACCUGGAAGGAAGCCACAGUGGUAGUACUUCGAAAGCCUGGCAGAACAGACUACACGACGCCAAAGUCCUACAGACCUAUUGGCUUGCUUCCAGUGAUGGGGAAAAUAAUGGAGAAAAUGCUCGUGAAAAGGGCGAACUGGUACAUAAUACCAAGAAUGAGUGCCAGACAGUACGGAUUUAUGCCACAGCGAGGGACCGAGGACGCCCUCUAUGACUUGCUGAGACACAUAAGAGAAAAAUUGAAUGAAAAGAAAAUCGCAGUAAUGGUCUCGCUAGACAUAGAAGGCGCCUUCGACAGCGCGUGGUGGCCUGCAAUCAGGUGUAGGUUGGCGGAAGUGGGAUGCCCGGUAAACGUAAGGAGAGUGUUUGACAGCUAUCUGAGAGACAGGAAGGUUAGGUUGCGAUAUGGAGGAAGGGAAGUGGAGAAGGUUAACACGAAAGGAUGUAUACAAGGAUCUAUAGGGGGACCAAUAUUGUGGAACCUCUUGUUGGACCCCCUAUUGAAAGGUUUGGAAAGAAAGGGAAUCUGCUGCCAAGCGUUUGCGGAUGACGUUGUCCUGGUUUUUGACGGCCACACCGCGGGCGAGAUUGAGAGGCAGGCCAAUGCAACCCUAGCCUAUGUUCAGGAAUGGGGUGUCUUGAAUAAGUUAAAAUUUGCGCCACAUAAAACCAAAGCUAUGGUCGUAACAAGGAAGUUAAAACAUGACACCCCACUACUGAGCAUGGGCGGGACCAGAAUUGAGGUCGUGAAGGAGGUGAAACUCCUCGGACUGAUAAUAGAUGAGAGUCUCACCUUCAACACGCACGUCAAGACUGUAUGUGCAAAGGCCUACCAGAUCUACAGACAGCUGGCUAGGGCUGCGAAAAUAGGUUGGGGCCUGGACACGUUAAUCGUCAGGACGAUCUACACUGCUGUGAUAGAGCCGAUCCUGAUGUAUGCCGCGAGCGCUUGGGAGCAGGCAGCGAGAAAGAAGUGUGUUAAAGUACAGUUAGACCGGAUCCAGAGGCUCUUCCUCCAAAAAAUUUGCAAAGCAUACAGAACUGUUUCGCUUCACUCGGGAUUAAUUCUUACUGGGAUACUCCCAUUACAUCUAAAGAUUGAGGAAGCGGCAGUUCUAUACAAGGUAAAGAGAGGACUGUCUCCCCCACUCAGCUUAGACGCGGUGAUGGAGGGUAGAGAAAAUCCGGCGGAGAUGCCACACCCUGCGCACGAGCCACUGCUUACUUUUAAGACCUAUGACUCAGAAUUAGACCUAGAGACUCAGAUUGACACCUCAAACUUUUUUACUGACGGCAGUAAAUUUGACGAAGGCGUCGGUGCCGCGGUCGUUAUCUUUAAAGAAAACGUUCUAAAGAAAUUUGUAAAAAUUAAAUUAGCGUCCUACUGUACUGUCUUCCAGGCUGAAAUGGUGGCGCUGCACAGAGCGUUUGAGCUGAUAGAAAGGGAAAAAAGCCCGAAUAUAAACGUCUGUAGCGACUCCAGAUCAGCACUGGAGGACAUCACAAGCGGCCGCUCUCUUAAUCCUCUCGCUGUCCAAAUAAGACGGCAAAUUUUUAAAAUGCGCGAAAAUAAAACAAUUACCUUAUUCUGGAUCAAGGCCCACGCUGGACACGAGGGGAAUGAGAGGGCAGACCUGCUGGCGAAGGAGGCCGCCCACAACAAUAAAAAGAAACCAGACUAUGACCUCUGCCCAAUUUCUACUAUAAAAAGACUUAUUAGGACGGAAUCGGUGCAGCGUUGGGAGGAGGAUUAUCAAAACGGAGAAACAGCCUCCAUAACGAAAGUCUUCCUCCCAACAGCUGCAGCCGCUUUUAGGGUCAUAAAGAGGGUGGGAUUGGACGGCGAAGCAACACAGGUUCUAACGGGGCAUGGUGGUUUCGCCGCAUAUCUCCACAGGUUCAAACGUAAGGAUAGCCCCGUUUGCGCCUGCGGAGACGAGGAUGAGACGGUGCCCCAUUUGUUGAUUCGCUGCCCAAUCCACGCCCCCGAAAGACACAAACUGGAAAACCGACUUGACAUUGACUUGACAGAAAGUAACUUAAAAAUAAUCAUGAUGGACGACGGGAUGAGGCCUCCUUUGCUACAAUUCUGUAAGCAAAUAGUAAAAAUAGUAAAUAAACGAAACAAAUAA
Messenger RNA from Leptosia nina, 4881 nucleotides. Lineage: Eukaryota; Metazoa; Arthropoda; Insecta; Lepidoptera; Pieridae. The record is from the annotation of a GenBank genome assembly.